Mirounga angustirostris (Northern elephant seal) is the source of this 5197-nucleotide messenger RNA. RefSeq names its product alkaline ceramidase 2 (gene ACER2). The coding region runs from base 126 to 953 and encodes 275 amino acids. Gene Ontology annotation, cellular component: Golgi membrane. Lineage: Eukaryota; Metazoa; Chordata; Mammalia; Carnivora; Phocidae. Gene Ontology annotation, biological process: ceramide catabolic process; sphingosine biosynthetic process. The record is from RefSeq and is a predicted model, not a curated record. The transcript is spliced from 6 exons.
GGAGGCGCCACAUCCGGCGGCUGACUCUUCGCGUGUAAAGCCGAGGCCGCUGCAGUCGGCGUCCAGCAGUAGCCCUGGGCUCUUCUCGGCUGCGGGAGCCGCUGCUCCAAUGCCCCACAGCGGCCAUGAGCAUCCCACACUGGUGGGACCAGCUGCGGGCCGGCAGCUCGGAGGUGGAUUGGUGCGAGGACAACUACACCAUCGUGCCUGCCAUCGCCGAGUUCUACAACACGAUCAGCAACGUCUUAUUUUUCGUUUUACCGCCCAUCUGCAUGUGUUUAUUUCGCCAGUACGCAACAUGCUUCAACAGUGGGAUCUACCUAAUAUGGACGCUCUUAGUUGUAGUGGGAAUUGGAUCCGUCUACUUCCAUGCAACCCUAAGUUUCUUGGGUCAGAUGCUCGAUGAACUUGCAAUCCUUUGGGUUCUGAUGUGUGCUCUGGCCAUGUGGUUCCCCAGAAGGUACCUACCAAAGGUCUUUCGGAAUGACAGGGGCAGGUUCAAGGCGGUGGUCUGUGUCCUUUCUGCCGUCACGACAUGCCUGGCGUUUGUCAAGCCCGCCAUCAACAACAUCUCUCUGAUGACCCUCGGGGUUCCUUGCACUGUGCUGCUCAUUGCAGAGCUAAGAAGGUGUGACAACGUGCGUGUCUUCAAGCUGGGCCUUUUCUCGGGCCUCUGGUGGACCCUGGCGCUCUUCUGCUGGAUCAGUGACCGAGCCUUCUGUGAGCUGCUUUCGUCCUUCCACUUUCCCUACCUGCACUGUGUAUGGCACAUCCUCAUCUGCCUUGCUGCCUACCUGGGCUGUGUGUGCUUUGCCUACUUUGAUGCUGCGUCCGAGAUCCCCGAGCAGGGCCCUGUCAUCAAGUUCUGGCCCAGCGAGAAAUGGGCCUUCAUCGGCGUCCCCUACGUGUCCCUCCUGUGUGCCAGCAAGAAAUCACCGGUCAAGAUCACGUGAUGGCAAGGCAGUGGCUGGCUUCUCUGCUUGUUUUCCCUCCUGCACUGGGCUUCGCUUGCCGGCAAAGACAGCCGGUGGUUUGUAGAGUUGGGGGUAGGGUCUGUCUUCUUAGUGUUCUGUUCCCUUGAGCUCUGACUAGCGUGUCUGUGGCCCACCAGGACUGAGGAGGAGGGUCUGCCCCGUUCCCGAAGAUGGAAAGUGCAGAGCUGAGGGCCACCAGGUAGAUCUUCUCAGUGUCCCUUCCAGAUGCAAUGACUGGUUGGGCUGUAUCCUUUGGGAUGGCAGAGCAGUCCCUUGGGGGAGCCUCAUUUCCCAGGAGGAGUUUGCUGCAGACCGCACCGUUCCCAUGGGCUCUCAGAGCGGACGCUCCUGCUGACGGACUCUGACAGGCAAGACAGGCUGACUGAUGGAAGAUGCCAGGGAUUUUCAUUUGGGAAAACAGUCCUAAAAUAAAAGCAAGCCAAUGAAACCCACACAGGACUUGUGGCUGAGGAGGCUACUGGUCCACUCGGAGAAUCUCAGUAACUGGAUUUUACAUGUGCUUGUGAAUCCUUUCUCUACUACCUCUGCUGAGAGACGGGGACUUCAGAGGAGGGUGAAGCUGACGGAAAAACCCUCUGUGCCAAAAGCUACACUCCACUUUAAGCCAUUCUUGAAGAUGAGCACAAUUCCUAAAUGUUGACGUUGUUGCCCCCCCCCCCCCCCAGCCCAGUGGCCUCCAACACACCGAGAAGAAUAGGUGUGUCUGAGCCCUCUGCACACAGACCCCGCUCCUUGCUGCUGAGCUCUGUAAGGUCAAGGCCUUGGGAUGGUCCGGGUGGGGAUCCUAGUUUAACAUCUGGAGCCAACACGAAGUUCUGGAAACUUCUGCUGAUGGGAAGCCUUCUAUUCUGGAAGUCCAGUAUUUCCUGUGGGAGUCGUACUCUGUAGUCUCACAGUACAAGGUGCUUCCUGCAGUUUCUCUGAGCAUCUAACAACUGCUUCUUUCGAGGACCGAGGGGACUACAUGCUGGCUCUUGGGGUUGCUGGUGCAGCGGGCAAAUCUGUUGCCUUCGGAGUUCUUCCUCAGCUCAAAUGACACUGGCUACCACUAACCUCUUCACUAGGCUGAAUGAAGACUCCAGAAUGGUCAUCACGGUGUGUGGGGGGAAUACAGGGCCUCAGGGAUACUCACUGAAGCUCCGACAUCUCCUGCCUUGCAGCAUUCCAUUGUGAAAGAGAGCAGGAUGGAGGUGUCCUUGUGAGGACAGGAGUCGUGUCACCAAGGACCGAAGAGUUGGGCAGUACCAGUCAGUGGCAUGUCUGGGAACUCUUGCUUUAAUUAGAAUUUUGUACAGGAUCUAAGGUGAAAAGUCCAAUAAGGAGCAAUGAACCAAGAGUUUAAAAAUGAAUGACAUUGUUCUCCUCCUGUGGUUUUCAAGUUAUUUUUAGCAGAACCCUAUUUACACUAAGAAAUCUUGAUGGAACCCAAAUGUGAGAAAUGUGUUAUAUCCGUUUAUUUGAAGGUUAAACUUACCUAUUUCCCUAAUACCAUGCAGUGAAAAUGCAAGUUAAAUUGUGGUUUCCAUGGUAAAAAAUUUGGUGUCGAAGAAGUGUACCUGUUUAUUAUGGUUUAAAAAUAUACUUUGAAAAAAGGUAUUUAUGUAUUUGUGGGGUUCUGAUGCACCUCUGAGACCUAGGUGGUUCCAUCUGAGAGUUUUAAAACUGUGGUCUCUAGUUUUUGUUUUUGUUUUUUUUAAAGAUUUUAUUUAUUUGAGAGAGAGGGAACACAAGCAGGGGGAGUGAGAGAGAGAAGCAGGCUUCCUGCUGAGCAGGGAGCCCGAUGUGGGGCUCGAUCCCAGGACCCUGGGAUCAUGACCUGAGCCGAAGGCAGACGCUUAACGACUGAGCCACCCAGGUGCCCCGGUCUCUAGAAUUUUUUAAAGGGAAAUAGCAGUCCUCGUUUCAGAUUAGUUUUACCAGGCAUGGAUUCUGGGCUCAUCCAUUCUGCAGUAUAAAAAUGCUCCAAAGUAGGGGGAAGCUUUGAUGUACUUCAGGCCCAGCUGUCUUAGUGUGGAAGCGUGGAUGAGGAGAGGCAGGGGUGUGGGAAGUGUUUGUGUUAUAUGUGAGGUUUAAUUUCGGUCUUGAGAGUUCCUCAGUGAUGGGAACAUUACAGUUAAGGAGGGACUGUGUCUCCCUAUCAGGUAAAGGGGUGGGUCCCUGAGGAACAUCACCUCCAGCUCUCAACUCUCUGACCUUGCUCUUCUGGAAGUUUCUGAGUGUCCUUUGGAAAUCGGGAUACAACAUGACUGCUGGAAGUAAGGAAAUCAGUGCCCCAACUCACAGAGCUGUUUCCAUCCAUUUUCUACAAGACAAAUGACUUAGUUCAGAUGUCAGAAGGGAUGUUUUUGCUGUUAAAAAAACCCCCAAAAAACCCCUCCCCCCCAAAACAGAAGGCCCUUCUAGAGAUUGGUUUUAAUGAGCUGAGGGCUGAUAAAGAAGUAUGGAAUGGGUAUAUUUGAGGACAAAAACAGAACUCUUGAACAAAAAUCACUCUAGCUUGAUAGCGUGAAGAUGGUAAAUCGAGAAAGUAGGAGUUGAACAGUCUUAUUUGAAGUUAGACUUAUAGCAUAUUUAUAUUUACAUUUAUAUUUAUGAUGCUUUUCUAGCACUAAACACUCUUGAAAGAAAAUUAGAAAACUACAGGAAAGUUGAAGAGAAAAAAAGUCUGUAUUUCUAUUGUCCAAGGACAAUCAUUAAUAUUUUGGUAUUUUGGUGUAUUUUCUUCUCAUCUUCCCCCUUUCUCCCACCGUAGAGUUGUAAAUAGCGGUCUUUUAGAGUGGACAGUUCAUCCGAUAGCUUGAAUGGAAUUUAAAUGCCAGUUGUGUAUUUUUCAGGAGGAGCAGCUUUUGGGAUAUACACCGGUUAGCUAUACACUUGAGAGCUCAUCACUGGAUUCUGACUUACUGCUGAGUCUUCUUUUUAAAUUGAGCCUGACAUGAAUGGGUCCUAAGAAAUAAUGAACUGAAUUCUACUUUUCGAGAGGCCUCUGCUCUUGGAUUGACAGGUCAUGGGAAACCGCUGUUAAAAAUAGGGCUCCACAGGUUUUUGGAUUUAAAAAAAGUGACUAGAUUAAUUGAUGUGCAAUCAAGAAUCUUUGUUUUUUCCCCUAAUAAUGCAGGGACAUGGAGAUUUGAUGUUUGGGAAUUAGUCACAGUGAGUAGCUGCCAUGACCUAUCACAGUUUUGUUCUGCUUAGAUAGAAUUUGCAAGAUCAAGAACUGGCAGGAAUUGGAUCUAAGAUAUUAAACAUUAUCAUCCUAGUUACCAAACAAUCAUUUAAGUCAGUGAUUCUUAUUUUACAGUGUUUAAUUGAAUCUUGAUUUUUAGAAAAAAAUCUUUUCUCUUUAUGAUUAUGAUUAUAUUGUUAGCACUUCAGUGAAUAUAUUUAAGGUGUAUGGGGAAAAGAUACCUGACUCUAUUUGGUAACAGGCUACAUUUUGGGGGAAACUAGCCCUGUCCUUCGGAUGAGUGCCUAAAAUGUUAUUUCUGGACCCAAGAUGUUCUGUUGGGGGAUCUAAGCUUGAUGGUCAUCAAGCACAGACUUUCUGAAAAAUACCGUAACUUGUUCUUUUUAUUGGAUUUCUCAGGUGUUUUAAAACUUCUCACCAGUUCGUCACGCUUAUGUGAGCCAGCACAAUGUUGGAGGCUCUGAGAAUGGGAUGGAGUCUCCUUGGCUCUUCAUCCCUGGGGGCUGACACGCAACCAUCUCUGGGGGGCGGGGGAGGGCUGAAGCUUGUCCAAUGAGCCCCCCCUCUCCUAGCUCCUUUUCCCCAAAUGAGCUUGGAACCUUUCAUUGCCAGCUCUUUGCCUGGGUGCUACCAUUCCAGCUGGCUAAAGAGAAUUGGCAGGCCAGAUUGGGGUUCUCAAUGGAUUUUAAGGACAUUCUCCUACAGAUUAAAAAAAAAAAAAAAGACUAAUUGUUUGGUUUCUUUCUCUCUGUUAAACCAGAUUGAAGACUAUUUUAUAAUCACAGUAUGUAAUCAGAGCAUAUAUAAUAUUUUCAGAUAUCUCUCGUUUUGUACUUUAUACAGUUGUGUGGUAUAAGGGUGUUGUGCUCACUGGUUGUGGUAGCAUUUAGUCUCCAUUGCUUUGGGAGUGAUUUGAAACCUUUUGAAAUGGAGCUUUUGCACUUUAUGCUAUUUUUGUGAGCUGUGACGGUUAUAUUCGAUAUUAAAGCCAGCUGUAAGUGGCAUUUUCUGUGAA